Messenger RNA from Pyricularia pennisetigena, 798 nucleotides. RefSeq lists its product as uncharacterized. Bases 1 to 798 code for a protein of 265 amino acids. The transcript is spliced from 4 exons. Gene Ontology annotation, cellular component: cytosol. The record is from RefSeq and is a predicted model, not a curated record. Gene Ontology annotation, molecular function: triose-phosphate isomerase activity. Lineage: Eukaryota; Fungi; Ascomycota; Sordariomycetes; Magnaporthales; Pyriculariaceae. Gene Ontology annotation, biological process: glyceraldehyde-3-phosphate biosynthetic process; glycolytic process; gluconeogenesis.
AUGGCUCGCAAAUUCUUCGUCGGCGGCAACUUCAAGAUACAUGAUCGAGAAACUGACCCAGAGCGUCUGGUCCGCGUCGGCAGGAACGGGACCUCUGAGUCCAUCAAGAAGAUUGUUGAGAACUUGAACAACGCAAACCUUGAUGUCAACGCCGAGGUUGUCAUCUCGCCUCCCCACGUCUACCUCGCCCACACCCGAUCUUUGGCCAAGAAGGAGAUCGAGGUUGCCGCCCAGAACGUCUUUGACAAGCCAGAUGGUGCAUACACUGGUGAGACCUCGGUCUCCCAGCUCAAGGAUCUCGGCAUCAACUGGGUCAUUCUUGGCCACUCUGAGCGCCGCACCAUCCUGGGCGAGUCGGACGAGGUCGUUGCCUCCAAGACCAAGUACGCCAUUGACAACGGCCUGAAGGUCAUCUGGUGCUGCGGUGAGUCGCUCGAGGAGCGCGAGAGUGGCAAGACGGUUGAGGUUGUCACCCGCCAGCUUGAGGCACUUAAGGCCAAGGUUGGUACCAGCGGCUGGGAGAACAUUGUCAUUGCGUACGAGCCCAUCUGGGCCAUCGGCACCGGCAAGGUUGCCACCCCUGAGCAGGCUCAGGAGGCCCAUGCCGCCAUUCGCGAAUACCUCAAGAGCAAGGUUGGCGACAAGGUUGCCGAGGAGACACGUAUCCUUUACGGAGGCAGUGUCAACGAAAAGAACUGCGGCGAGCUCAGUCAGAAGCCCGACAUUGAUGGCUUCUUGGUUGGCGGUGCCAGCUUGAAGCCUGCUUUCGUCGACAUCUGCACCUGCAAGACCGCAUGA